UGGCAGGGCAAUAACUCAUCUUGGGCUCAUUACAACCCCUGCUGCUGGUUCCAGAAGCUUCCUGGUCAUCUUGCUGCGUCCUCAUUCACCAUUAUCCAGAAGCAGUCUUGGGACCGCUGAGGCCUUCUGAAUGUUUGACUUGCCUGCAGCAGCCCCGUCAGAAAUGGCAGAUAACUGGCACACCUUCCAGAAUGAGGGGGACAGUGAACAGGACUCCAGUUCCGUCAACCUUGAUGACAGCCUUACAAGCCUUCAAUGGCUACAAGAGUUCUCCAUCAUCAAUGCCAAUGUUGGGAAGACAGCAUCAUCAGCUGGAGAACAUCAGGGGCACAGGCACAUGCCAGGCUCAGGCGCUCCUUGUUCUCCACUAGCUGCUGAUCCUGCAUGCCUGGGAAUGCCUCACACCCCAGGAAAACCCACUUCCUCAUCUACCUCAAGAGCGGCACACAUGGGCCUCCAGCCCAUGGAGGAGAUUGACUACAAGACCAACCCUCAUGUGAAGCCCCCCUACUCCUACGCAACUCUCAUAUGCAUGGCCAUGCAGGCAAGCAAGAAGACCAAGAUCACACUGUCUGCCAUCUACAAGUGGAUAACAGACAAUUUCUGCUACUUCCGGCAUGCGGACCCCACUUGGCAGAAUUCCAUCAGGCACAAUCUCUCCCUGAAUAAGUGCUUCAUUAAAGUUCCUCGUGAGAAGGACGAGCCAGGCAAGGGUGGUUUCUGGAAGAUUGACCCACAGUAUGCUGACCGGCUUAUGAAUGGUGCCAUUAAGAAGCGUCGGCUGCCACCUGUGCAGAUUCACCCAGCAUUUGCAGGUGCCCAGGCAGCAGCCUCCGCUGAAUGCAAUGGGUCAUCCCCGUGGAUGGUAAGUGUCAACCCAGAGUCCCACCAGUUGCUGAAGGAGUUUGAAGAAGCUACAAACGAGCACAGCUGGAACUUACUGGGUGAGCAAAUCUGGAACACUUCAGUAGAUGCAAAAGGUCACAAGCGCAAGCAGCCGUUACCCAAACGUAUGUUCAAGGUUCCACGUCUAUCCAGUUCGCCCAUGCUUGAUGAGCAAGCCCAAGAAGAGCAAGCAGAACUGGGACCCCUAAAAGGUGACUUUGACUGGGAGGUCAUCUUUGACUCUACUCUUAACAAUGGCAACUUCUCUGCUUUCGAAGACCUAGAAGCCACCCCUCCCUUAAGUCCAGUGACCCGCUCUGUUGACCUAACUGUCCAUGGCAAGCACAUAGACUGCCCCCAGCAAUGGUUCCCCAUGGGGCAGGACCAAGCAGUGGUACAGAACAACAUGGAUUUUGAUGAAACCUUCCUGGCAACUUCCUUCCUCCAGCACCCAUGGGAUGAGGGCAGGAAUGAUUACCUCACUAACUCUGCCAAUCUGGAACACCUGUUUGAUCUCAACGAAGCCUUUCCUCCAGAGCUGAACGACUGGUCUGCCAUAGGAUCUUAUUUAUAGUGGGGCCCAUCAACAUCUCAAAGACACUGGCAAACGUUAUAGACAUUUAUAUUGAUAAACAUUAUAAAUAUGUAAAUUAGAAGAAUUUAUAAAUAUACUUUUAAUGAACUUUAACUAAUUCGCAGAGCAGGUGGCCCCAAUUCCGGUGUUUACAAAACUUGGGAACAAGACUGUCUCCUCCCAAGAGAAAAAGCCUGAAGGUUAUGGGCCCAAACAACAUCAUGGACUCUGGGUGUAAGAACAUCAACAAAUACUGUUCUCUACACAAAAGAAGAGUACUUAUGAAAACAAAA
This is a messenger RNA of Spea bombifrons (plains spadefoot toad), 1752 nucleotides long. It is a transcript of the gene FOXJ1, whose product is annotated as forkhead box J1. Gene Ontology annotation, biological process: regulation of DNA-templated transcription. The record is from RefSeq and is a predicted model, not a curated record. Lineage: Eukaryota; Metazoa; Chordata; Amphibia; Anura; Pelobatidae. The transcript is spliced from 3 exons. The coding region runs from base 131 to 1459 and encodes 442 amino acids. Gene Ontology annotation, molecular function: DNA-binding transcription factor activity; sequence-specific DNA binding.